AUGCCACGUCUACUGAAAGGCUGGCUUCCUAAUUUUGGCCCGACCAAGGUCACCCCGAAGUCUACAAUCAACGAGGAAGCUACGCCCACCUCUCGGCCGGAGGGACUGAGCCAGAUAUGCAUCGCAUCACCAAAGGACACAUUCAAUCACGGGCGCUACGAAGCCAUACGGCAACUUGGGGCAGGUCGAUACUCUCAUGUCUGGCUAGCGAGAGAUCUUGAGUAGGUUUAGUAUAAGCCAUGUGUGCCCACUCCCACUGAUGCGUGUGAUAGGAAGGAAUCUUUCGUAGCAUUAAAGCUGCUGAACGCAGACUGUUAUGGCGGCAACCAUGAUAUCUUUGAGGUUGACAUAGUGAAGGCUAUUUCCCAUCGGCAGAACAAGCUCGAGGAUACCAGCGAAUCUCACGUCAUUGAAUUUCUGGAUGUCUUUGAUACGGAAUCACAGGCCGGCACGCACCGAUGCAUAGUGAUGCCGGUGCUUGGUUGUGAUCUCGACGCCCAAGCUCGAAGAUUUCCUGGGCGUCGAGUACCAGUCCAAAUCAUGAAGCAGAUCACUCGACAGCUGCUACUAGGCUUGGAGUUCCUACACAAUAGUUGCAGAGUGAUCCACACAGGUGCAAUCAUUUUACGACCGCUUAGAGUUCCGGCUAACUCCAUUGUAGAUCUCCAGCCUUCGAAUGUAUGCUUUGAAAUAACCCAGACUGAGAUUGAUCGUAAGUAUAGAAGCCUACAUAGCUAACAGACCAUUACUAAAGGCGUCUCCAGGUAUAGCGCAAGGCGCAUCUGCCGAUGAGGUCACAACUACGAUUACUGGGACCAAUCAAGACUGCGUUAGGAUCAUUGAUCUGGGUGUUGGUAUGAAAACGUAAUCCAGCCUCCUGACUGGUCUAUAGACUAACGGUGACUCAGCGUCCUGGGUGGACAAGCAUCUCAGCGACAAUAUCCAGCCGGAGCAUCUCAGAGCUCCUGAAGUCAUUAUCGGCGCUUCAUGGGGUCCUGCCGUGGAUAUUUGGAGUCUGGGCUGUCUUGUAAGGGUUACUGACUCCAGUCAUUAUCAGUUGUUAUUUUGACGACGAAGGAUAGGCAGCACACUGACCUGAGUUCUAGGUCAUCGAGUUCACGAAAGGUCAUAUUGCGUUUCCCGGUGCUGCAUCAAAAGACGGUGCCUGGAGCUCAGAGGAUGACCACCUAGCCCAAUACAUGGAAGUGCUGGGGCCCAUGCCUUUGACAUUGUUACAACGUGGCUCCAAGACCAGCAAAUACUUUGACGAAGAGGGUUCGUAUUGCUCACAAAAUCAGGUGAUCUGCACGCAUAUGCACCGAUGGUGAAGCUAACUGUUCUGAUUCGAACAGGCAGGCUUCUUCGCAUACCAAAACUGCAAAAUACCAGUCUUCGGGCUUAUGUAGACGGCGAAGAUGAGCCCUUCCGUCGGCCGAGUGACAUGCACGAAGACGAGGUGCCAGUAUUUGUGGACUUCCUACAGGGUGCAUUGGCACUCGACCCUGUAGACCGCCGCACGGCGACGGAGCUACUGCAGCACCAAUGGCUUCAGGGCAAUCACGCAGAAUGAGAUGAUGUUGCUGCCACAUGCGCGUACGCGCAGGAGCGCCUACUAAGCAAUCUACAGACCAUGAAAGUCUUAUGAAACGCAACGCACGGUUGGUUCGACUAGCUUGAUGCUCACAGCCAUCAAUUGAGAUCUGCCGCAGAGCAAAGACAUCGCCGGGGCUCAGCAGCAUCUCAAGAAGGGAGCUGCCCGUGAGAUGCAUUGGCACCGAGUCGCGGAGUGGGGCUUUGUAUACGCCGGCAGAGUAGCAGUCGGCGCCGUCGAUGAGAAUGGCAAGAACUCUUGGGACAUCCUGGAGGUUGGGGAUAUUUGGUACUUUCCCAAGGUAGGCCCUCAGAGUGCUCCAGAUCCAUUCCUAUGAAAUGCUCAUAACUUGCACAGGGAGCCGCCCACGUCGUCCAAGGCCUUGAAGACGAGAACGAAUACCUUCUGGUCUUCGACGAUGGCAACUUCGAAGCCGCUGGCACCACUUUCAAUGUGGACGACUGGAUCGCUCACACGCCAAAGGAUAUCCUGGCCAAGAAUUUUGGAGUCAACGAGUCCAUAUUCAAUUCCGUGCCUGCUACGAACCCAGUAAUCGCAGCAGGGAACGUAUCCAACAGCACAGUCGACCACCCAUACGGCGACCUGAGUGCCAACAAGAGCAGCUCUUACGUUAUCCACUCCGGGGAUGUUGCCCCUAUCGUGGCACCAGGAGGAGGCGGAACGAUCCAGAUCUUUGAUUCGCGCAGCUUUCCCAUCUCGACGACCAUCGCCGCGUCAGUCGUGACCAUCAAGCCUGGUGGGCUUCGAGAGUUGCACUGGCACCCAACCGCUGAAGAAUGGGUUUACUUUGCUCAGGGACAGGCCCGAGCCACCAUCUUCACAGGCAAUGCCGCCGCCAGAACGUUCGACUUCGCGGCGGGUGAUACUGCCGUCUUCCCGGACAACUCUGGGCACUAUGUCAUCAACACCUCCGAGACGGAAGAUCUCGUCUGGAUUGAGAUAUUCAAGGCGGACCGGGUUGCGGACAUUUCGCUGACGCAGUGGUUGGCCUUGACUCCAGCGGCGGUAGUGUCGCAGAUUCUCAAUAUCUCAGUAGACGCUGUGAAGACCUUGAAGAAGCAGAAGCAGUUGAUCAUUGCUUGA
Molecule: messenger RNA, 2695 nt
Organism: Lecanosticta acicola
Lineage: Eukaryota; Fungi; Ascomycota; Dothideomycetes; Mycosphaerellales; Mycosphaerellaceae
Source: the annotation of a GenBank genome assembly